UUCAUAAUAACCUAUAUAAAAAAGCCUAUUAAUUUUUUGUUAUAAUACCGGUGAUUGCAAACUGAAGAUUGUUACAUUCCCGAUAAAUUUCCGAAAACGUUACUCCGGCUCCAGAAUGAUGAUAGAAAUACAUAUAACAAUUUGUCGAUAAACAUCGAUAUGUAUCUUGCCGAUUGUGCAUUGACACGUGCUUCAGAAGAUACCGCGGAGGUAUCAUAACCUCAAAGUUAUAUAUUUUCUCUCCACGAAACUUUUGUUUCUUACAAUUUUAAAAUGAGAACUUGUACGAAAUAAACAUCAUAUAAACUCUUACGCUUUAAAAGUUGACUAAACAGUGGACGAGUAUAAUGCAAAGUGUAUUUGUGGCUAGAUUGUUCGUGCACAGAAGUUACAAAGCUACUACGUUGCUUUUCACACCAUUUCGUAGAGAUUUGCAACCGCGAUACAUUCUGAAAAUGAAUGAGGCAUUUCUUCGCUACGAGGAAGGCAGUGAUGUUUUUGAUAUUUCGUUUCGUUAUAUGGAUGAGACAAUGAUGAUUGACCGUCGGUUCAACUUCUCCAGACAAAUCACGGAGAGCAUAAACAAAUUUCUCAUCAGAGUUGAUGCGAAUAUUUGCAAGAUUAUAAAUAAAAAGAUAGAAAAGAAGAAUAAGAAAAGGAAGAAUGACGAUGCUUCGGAUAUAGCUACUUUGCCAUGCGACAAUGUACAAACUGGCAAGAUCAUGCUCCUCAAGGAUGAUGCCAAGAUAGAUGGCGAAAUGCCCUGUGAGAGUUUUCUACGGGAUUCAGCGGUGCUCAAACUGAUUAUUUUCGAAAAAACGUUCUUAGUAAAACGAAACGCACCUCACGUUGUCAAUAUUUCAUUGUCGUCAAGUAUGCUAGUGGGUUUUCCGACUUAUCCAGUCAAAUUUGAGUCAUUGUACACUGACAAGAAACGAUCAAUAUUCAACUGGUACAAAAAUGAUGCUGUUAAUAAAAAGCCAAGCUUAUGGACUCAUGUAGGCAAUGGAUAUCUGUAUAUACCAAACGUAUCUGACAUUGGUUGCAAUUUAAAACUUAGCUGUGAACCAUGGAAUGAGUCAGAUCAUGGUUGUAGUAUAGAAGUAGAAUCGAAGAACAUUGUAGAGCCUGGUCCUGGACAGUGUCCCUUCGAUAUUCGGCACCAAUUUACAAAGAAUAGAUUGUCUGGCAGAAGUUUCAGAAUAAUGUGUUAUAAUCUAUUGGCUGAUAUAUACGCCGAUUCUGAGUUUUCAAAGGAUGUGUUGUACCCAUAUUGUCCAUCGUAUGCAUUAGACAUGGACUACAGAAAGCAGUUGAUAUUGAAAGAGAUAAUUGGAUUUAAUAGCGAUAUAAUUUGUCUGCAAGAAGUAGAUAGGACAGUAUAUGAGCGUGAUUUGUUGUCAUCUCUAUGUACGUUGAAUUAUGACGGUGUGUUCGUCACAAAGAACGAGAUUAGUGAAGGACUCGCUACAUUUUUCAAUCAAGAGAGAUUCGAAAAGUUAGGAUUUCAAUUUAACGUAAUGGCUCAGAAUACUGACGUUCCCAGAUUUGCCACUGUUUGGUCCAAAAUUAACAAUGAGAAAACGAAGGAAAGAUUUUUGAAAAGAAACACAACUAUUCAGGUCACAAUAUUACGAUCAAAAGAGCAGCCAUCUGAAAUUUUGAUUGUUGGCAACACACAUUUAUAUUUCAAACCUGAUGCGGAUCACAUACGUUUACUGCAAGGAUAUUACGCAAUUACAUAUGUACACGAAGUGGCAAAGAAAACGUUAGAAGAGAAUCCUGAGUGUAACGUAAGCGUGAUACUAAGCGGAGACUUCAACAGCGUACCAGAAUGCGGCAUUUAUCGGCUAAUGACCGAAAAUUACGUUCCGGAAACGUGCGAAGAUUGGAGAAGUAAUACCGAGGAAGCUAUAAAAGACAUAUCUCUAACGCAGGAUCUUCGUAUGUCUAGCGCAUGCGGCACGCCUGAAUAUACAAACUAUACGCCCGAAUUCUCCGAUUGUCUAGACUAUAUAUUCUACGAGAAGGACAAGUUCGAAGUGGAGCAGGUAGUCCCGAUGCCUAGUAAAGAGGAGCUCACUCUUCAUACUGGUUUACCAUCCGUCGUCUUUCCCAGUGAUCAUAUAUCCUUGUGCGCUGAUUUAAAAUUGAAAGGAUAAUAAAUAUUGGAAUUACUAUGUGACAUUAUCUUGCUUAUUAAGCACAUGAUGAUUAAAUGUAUGUACAAUAACAUAGGCAAAGAAUUUGUAACUUUUAAGUAUAAAGACUCUGAUGACGUUAUUGGAAUA
Messenger RNA from Ooceraea biroi (clonal raider ant), 2291 nucleotides. Its product is annotated as 2',5'-phosphodiesterase 12. Gene Ontology annotation, molecular function: 3'-5'-RNA exonuclease activity. Lineage: Eukaryota; Metazoa; Arthropoda; Insecta; Hymenoptera; Formicidae. Gene Ontology annotation, biological process: nuclear-transcribed mRNA catabolic process, deadenylation-dependent decay. Gene Ontology annotation, cellular component: mitochondrion. The record is from RefSeq and is a predicted model, not a curated record.